This is a messenger RNA of Lactuca virosa, 1638 nucleotides long. NCBI's taxonomy places the organism in Eukaryota, Viridiplantae, Streptophyta, Magnoliopsida, Asterales, Asteraceae. The record is from the annotation of a GenBank genome assembly.
AUGGAUACUCUGUUUAGGCUUGUAAGCCUCCAAAAACAACCCUCUCAUCAUCAUCAUCAUCAUCUCCACCAACACCAACAACAACAUCAUUCUAUCAACUCCACCAGUAGAACUUCAAGCAGUUCUAGAUCUUCCACCCAACCUCCAUAUCACUUUAAUUACCAACAAGGAGAAGAUCAAGAAGAAUGCUUCAACUUUUUCAUGGAUGAAGAAGAUUUCUCAUCUUCUUCCUCAAGGCACCCCCACCAAAAUCAGUACUACUCUUCUCAACAACCACAGACCUUCCACCACCAGUCUUCCGGUACGCCGACGCCCACAACCAGCACCACCAACACCAACACCCCUCCUCCGCCGUCGUUGUCCUACUAUGGCUUCUCUUCUUCCGAACAUCAACAGUCAUCUGAUCCCAACAUUAACUACUCUUACUCUCCAGCCCGUGAUGUCACCGCGGAGUUCUCUAAUUCCUUCUCCGGCAACACCUGGUCUGCCGAUGUUCUGCUAGACGCCGCCCGUGCGGUGGCGGAUAAAAACAGCGGUCGAUUACAGCAACUGAUGUGGAUGCUUAACGAGCUUAGUUCUCCAUAUGGAGACACUGAUCAAAAGCUAUCGUCUUAUUUCCUUCAAGCGCUUUUCAGCCGUAUGACGGAUUCCGGCGACCGAUCUUACCGGACUUUGACGUCGGCGUCGGAUAAAAUGUGUUCCUUUGAGUCAACAAGAAAACUGGUGCUGAAAUUUCAAGAAGUCAGCCCUUGGACGACGUUUGGACAUGUAGCUUGUAAUGGAGCGAUCAUGGAGGCGUUCGACGGCGAGAGCAAAUUGCAUAUAAUUGAUGUAAGCAACACCUACUGUACCCAAUGGCCGACUUUACUUGAAGCCAUUGCAACUCGCACCGAUGAAACACCACAUCUCCGUCUUACCACGGUAAUCGCAACCAAAUCCGGUGGUGGCGCUGCGGAUUCCGGCACCGGAGUACAAAAGGUUAUGAGAGAGAUCGGAAAUCGGAUGGAAAAAUUCGCUAGAUUAAUGGGUGUCCCUUUCAAAUUCCACGUAAUACACCAUACUGGAGACUUAUCCGAACUGAAUUUGAGUCAACUGGGAAUACAAGACGAUGAAGCUCUUGCUAUUAACUUAAACGGCACGUUACGUUCUGUCAACAAUCAUCGUCGAGAUUACUUGAUAUCAACAUUUAGAGGAUUAAAUCCUAAAAUCAUCACCAUUGUUGAUGAAGAAGCUGAUUUGGAUGUGGGUACAGAUGGGUUUGAAUUCGUGAGAGGUUUUCAAGAAUGUUUAAGAUGGUUUAGGGUUUACUUCGAAGCUCUCGACGAGAGUUUUCAGAAAACGAGUAACGAGAGGCUGAUGCUGGAGCGGGCGGCGGGACGGGCGGUGAUGGAUUUGAUAGCAUGCACGCCGGCGGAGUCCAUGGAGCGGAGGGAGACGGCGGCUCGGUGGUCCAGCAGGCUACAUGCAAGUGGGUUUAGUCCUGUUUCAUAUAGCGAUGAAGUGUGCGAUGAUGUCAGGGCACUUCUGAGGAGGUAUAGGGAGGGGUGGUCCAUGAUUCCGUCGGAAGCGGCGGCCGGAGUAUUCUUGACGUGGAAAGAAACACCGGUGGUGUGGGCAAGUGCAUGGAAGCCGAUAUGA